This is a messenger RNA of Necator americanus (New World hookworm), 2100 nucleotides long. RefSeq lists its product as uncharacterized. The transcript is spliced from 15 exons. Gene Ontology annotation, molecular function: transcription coregulator activity; zinc ion binding; SUMO ligase activity. Gene Ontology annotation, biological process: regulation of transcription by RNA polymerase II; protein sumoylation. Gene Ontology annotation, cellular component: chromatin. The record is from RefSeq and is a predicted model, not a curated record. Bases 1 to 2100 code for a protein of 699 amino acids. NCBI's taxonomy places the organism in Eukaryota, Metazoa, Nematoda, Chromadorea, Rhabditida, Ancylostomatidae.
AUGGAUCGAGAACCGUUUCCGCCGUCGGAAAUACGGCAUCUAGAGAGUAUGAUAGCGUCAAUGCGCGUGAACGAGCUGCAAUCAGUGUUGUCAAUGUUCAAGAUGCCAAAAUUGGGUAAGAAGCAGGAAUUGAUACAACGAUGCACGGACUUGUUACGAACGCCUGCGCUGCAAGUACAAGUAGCUCAUCAAGUGAAGAUUCUAGUCAAAAACAGCAACCGGGCAACGCCGUACUCCGUUCCUAUGAGGAAUUGCAUGCCAAAUGGGGUGAUGAUGAAUGGGAAUACUGGAUACGCCGGAUAUCGUAGUGGGGCGCCGUUACUUCAUCAGAUUCAAUCCAAUGCAAUUCAUCAACAGGCUCGCAUUCUGCGAAACUUUGUGCCAGUUCCGUUACCAUUCUACGACUGGCACAAAACGGUAUUGGAGCCAAUGGAAUUGCCACCAAUUAUGUCCGGAGUGAAGACACCUUGCAAACAAAGCUUCAAUUUCACUUUGCCGAGGGAAUAUUUCAUGAAUUGGUCUCUUAAUUCGCCCCUACCCCGCUAUGAAAUUCAACUCAGAUUUUUCCAAGUGCCUGAAAAUUACGCCUCACAGGAAUUACCUGAUGAUUUCCCGCUCAACUGCGUCACCCGUAUAGAAGAGCAACAUGUACAACUACCUGCUUUGAUUCCUACCAAUAAACCAAAUGUCGAACCAAAACGUCCAUCACGGCCAGUGGAUAUAACCCAAUACUGCCUGAAUGUUCGAGACACAUCGCGACCGAUGCGAUUGCUGGUAGAGUGGACGGGUGACAAGCGAGCGUGGGCGGUUGCAAUCUACUUGGUAUAUCGAGUAACUUCUGAAAUUCUUCGUGAUCGGGCGACUGGUGCUGCAAAAAAUUCUGCCACCGGAGCAAAUGUUACUAACGAGAGACCGAGUCAUCGGCAAGAAGAGCAUGUGACUAGGGAUUUGAUCCGAGUGCGAUUAGGAGGUGGAAAUGAUGAUGACAUUGCCAUGGCGCAGCUAAAGAUUAGCCUAUUGUGUCCGCUGUCACGGACACGAAUAGUACUCCCGGCACGAUGCAAAAACUGUCAUCACCUGCAAUGUUUCGAUCUGUACAACUACCUACAAAUGAACGAAAAACGGCCAACAUGGCGAUGCCCAGUUUGCAGUGGACCGGCACCAUUCAAACAUAUAAUUAUAGACGAAUAUUUCCAAAAUAUGCUCGCUAACGUGGAAUCGGAAACGACCGAAGUGGAGCUAUUAGUUGAUGGCUCUUAUAAAACAGUUAAAAAUGAAUGUGUUGAUCUGGACGAUGACGAUGUGCCGACGUCUACCGCCGCUGUAGAGAACACAGCAAGUGGAAGCGCUGGACCAUCAACUCCAGUACCGUCAAGAUGCAAAAGCAAUGAUGAUGACAUCAUAGUGCUUUCUGAUUCGGAUGAUGAGGAUCGAGCUGUGGAGCAAGCGAUUCGUGCAUCUAUAGCCGAGUCCACACUUCCUGUACCGCAACAAACAAGUCCUCGAUCACGUGACAGUUCAAUUAUCAUAAUUGACGAUGAAAGUCCACCUCGACCACCGCCACAACAAGUUCCAAAUAAGACUUGUAACGGAGCAACAAGUUCUCUACCUACACUUUCACCACCGAGUACAUCAACAAGCACAAUACAAGCUCAGACAGUAUGCACAUCGUCAAUAGCCACUAAUGGAGUACUUGGAAGUAAUCGUGUGCCUGCACCUCAAACACAUAGUAUAUUAAGUGGCCAUCAAAGCCUCUACAACAACUCGACCUUGUCGUACUAUCACCAAUCACAAUGGAGUCAACCGACAGCAUCCAGACCCCAAUAUCCAACACCACAACCGCAGGUCUCAUCGGCGCUGAACGCCGGGGCAGCGUUCACACUUCCCGCUUACAAACCGCCACCUAUGAGCAAUUUGCUGGGACGAUAUCAACCGAACGUGACGGUCCCGUUCAGCUAUACAAGCGCCGCCGCAGCGCCAUCACCGCAACAUUUUGGCGCCGGUGGCGCAAAUUUACAACAAGUACUAGCAACACUUGUACAACAAACCACAUUUGCGAAUGGUGCUGGUGGUCCCGGUUCGACCAGCAGCACUCAGUGA